AUGCCAACUUCAUCUUCAUUUUUGAGACAGGUAAGUGCUAAGGAAACUUGGAAAUCAACAUCCAACAGGUGGAGUGGAAAAAACACCUACAGCACCACUUGUAGUGACUUUGAAACUAAUCUGAGUCAAAUGGAAGGGUUUAACAUAAACAUGUAUGGAAAUGAAGAGAGUGCUGGCAUGAUGGUGAGGAAAAGAGUUAUGGUUGUUGUGGAUGGUUCUUCUCAUUCUAAACAUGCCAUGAUUUGGGCUCUUACUCAUGUUGUUAAUAAGGGUGAUUUGUUCACUUUGCUUCACAUUGUUUCUCCACAAAGGGCUAGUUCUGACUCUUAUUCUUCUGCUUAUCUUGUUAAUCAUCUUGGGUCACUUUGCAAAGAUUGCAAACCAGAGGUGGAAGUGGAAGCACUUGUAAUUCAAGGACCAAAACUUGACACGGUGAUGAGCCAGGUUAAGAAAUUGGAGGUCUCUAUCCUGGUACUAGGCCAAAAGAAGCCACCUUCCCUCUUAAGCUGUCUGUGUGGAAGUGGCAGCUGCAGUAGCACAGAAGAGUUUGUGGAGUACUGUAUCAAUAAUGCAGAGUGCUUGACAAUAGGAGUAAGGAAGAGAAGCCAGGGCAAUAAUGGUUACCUUAUCAGCACCAGGUGGCAGAAGAACUUCUGGCUUUUGGCUUAG
Molecule: messenger RNA, 669 nt
Organism: Vicia faba (fava bean)
Lineage: Eukaryota; Viridiplantae; Streptophyta; Magnoliopsida; Fabales; Fabaceae
Source: the annotation of a GenBank genome assembly